Molecule: messenger RNA, 591 nt
Organism: Perca flavescens (yellow perch)
Lineage: Eukaryota; Metazoa; Chordata; Actinopteri; Perciformes; Percidae
Gene: rbp4l
Product: retinol binding protein 4, like
Exons: 4
Coding region: 1-591 (196 amino acids)
Molecular function (GO): retinol transmembrane transporter activity; retinoid binding
Source: RefSeq, a predicted model, not a curated record
AUGGGAUCCUCUAAGGUGGCCCUGCUGCUGGUCUUGCUGUCCUGUGUAGAGCGCUGUCUGUCUGCCUCCUGUGUCGUUGACAGCUUCACAGUCAAAGGGGACUUUGACCCCAAGAGGUAUGCAGGGAAGUGGUACGCACUGCAGAAAAAAGACCCAGAGGGCCUGUUCCUGCAGGACAACAUCUCCGCUGAGUACACCAUUGAUGAUGACGGCUCCAUGACUGCCUCCUCCAAGGGCCGUGUCACUCUGUUUGGCUUCUGGGUUGUGUGUGCUGACAUGGCUGCCCAGUACUCUGUCCCCGACCAGGCCAACCCCGGCAAGAUGUUCAUGAACUACCAGGGACUUGCCAGCUACCUGUCCAGUGGAGGUGACAACUACUGGGUCAUCGACACCGACUACGACAACUACGCACUCACCUAUGCCUGCCGCACCCUGAAGGAAGAUGGCAGCUGCGAUGACGGCUACGCCAUUGUCUUCUCCAGGAACCCCCGUGGCCUGCCCCCCGCCAUCCAGCGCAUCAUUCGUCAGAAACAGGAGCACAUCUGCAUGGCCGGAGAGUUUCAGCCUGUCCUGCAGUCUGGAGCCUGCUAA